CCAGGGGGAAAAGUCUUCUACAAAGUAUGAUUGCUUCUGUUACUUGCAGCGUUUUGACUUUUAGAGUUUGGCUAAACCAGUAAUCCGUACAAAGAACGCAGCCUGCACUUUCUGAUGUUUAAUACGCCAUACAGAUUUGCGAAAUUGCGGAUGCCUGAUUAGCAGUACUUCGUGCCAAGUUCGUGGUUUAAAGUUUUUCUUAGAUUUUCCAAAGGCGUUUUGUGAAUUUGGCUAGACUUUGCGACCGACGAAUAUCUUAGUCUUGGACGAUCUGGUGUGGUGCGGAAAACAAGCAGAAAACAUGGCAUCAUCAUGCAGCGUCUCCCAAGGCAAAGGCGCGAUCGGUCUCCUGGUCGAAGUCAAAACCCACGCUGCUGUUUUGCGCGACUGCGUAAAGUCAGGUGCCCAGUACGUACGCAACACCCGCGCCAAACUGACAACGGAACAGUCCUACCUGGCAGAGAUGAAGGCAUACUGUAACGAAACUCGAACUGCCGUACGGGCUGGCACCCUAGCUACGCUGCGAUUUCGUCCCGAUGUGCAGGAGCUCGUCAAGCAGUCCGCAGCCGACCAAGACCGCCACUUCAAUGAUAUGCGCCAGCGAGUUCAGGAUGAGUUUAAUAGCGCGGCAACUCAGCGCUCCAUGUGGAUGAGCACGGCGACAGCUGCGCUUCACGGCGCAAUCGGUGCCGCCGUUUCGCUCACUGCUCUACAGAUCCUACAGGCCGAAGAGCUCCGCGCCGAUAUGCUGGCGAUCUACCAGGACUUCGUGGCAUGUGCAGACGACGCCAAACUCCUGGAAGAGGACCUGCUGCGCUGUGGAUUGGACAAAGUAUUUCUGGAACAGGAUUACGUCGAGGUGGUGAAGCUAAUUCAGGCGGAAAAUGCGAGUCGAACUCCGCCUUAGAUCUGUCUGGAACCGGAACUGAACUGCCCACGCCUGACUUGCGGGACGUUUCUACGUUGCGAUUGACACUGGCCUGAAAAUGUUUCUUAAAACUAGCAGUGUCGAGUCUGAUGACCUUUGCAUAUUUUUAAUUACAUUGUACCGCGGUUUUCUUACGUUUCCAUAAAAGCGAUUGCACUCGGAUGUUUGUUUUCUUCUACUUUAUUACACCUGAUCCCUACGCGUUGCCCGUUCGUAAUGUGUCAUAAACUCCGAAAUGUUUUCCAGCAGUUUGCUAGAAUUAGUCUAAGUCAGAUACCAGUUUUUGC
Messenger RNA from Paramacrobiotus metropolitanus, 1215 nucleotides. RefSeq lists its product as uncharacterized. The transcript has 5 exons. Lineage: Eukaryota; Metazoa; Tardigrada; Eutardigrada; Parachela; Macrobiotidae. The coding region runs from base 302 to 907 and encodes 201 amino acids. The record is from RefSeq and is a predicted model, not a curated record.